AUGCGGUUGUGCGCGGGCAUGCCAGCACGGUCUACCGUGCGUCGAGGUGAUGAUGAGGUUCCGGUAGAAGAUGGUUUAAAUGUUGCCCCUAUUUUGCGUUCGACUCCUAAUCAAACGAUUGUGACCGAGCGGUGCUCAGAGAGCGAUGGUCGUAUGAUAUAUGGGGUGAGUGAGGCGAUAACAGAGGUGGUGCUCCGGCGCCUUGAAAAUCAAGGGUCGUAUGAUAUAUUGAUGAAUGGAUUUUCCUUACAGUCUACCACUACUCCUAAGAAAGGAAAUAAAUUCAUGAGCUUAGCAUUUAUAGGAGUCCUGGAGGGACAUUCUAGGCUGACAAGACCUGCGUGGUGGAGCCUGGUCGGGCCAGUGGGUAGUCAAAUCGGCAUUUGGGAUCGUGAAGCAUGGUGGUCUGGGGUUGAGAAGCAUGGUGGUGUGACCCCCAUAAAUCUCGGCAAAUCUCGGCCACUGCCCUGA
Molecule: messenger RNA, 471 nt
Organism: Prunus armeniaca (apricot)
Lineage: Eukaryota; Viridiplantae; Streptophyta; Magnoliopsida; Rosales; Rosaceae
Source: the annotation of a GenBank genome assembly